Myotis myotis is the source of this 512-nucleotide messenger RNA. Its product is annotated as secretoglobin family 1D member 2-like. NCBI's taxonomy places the organism in Eukaryota, Metazoa, Chordata, Mammalia, Chiroptera, Vespertilionidae. The record is from RefSeq and is a predicted model, not a curated record. The transcript has 3 exons. The coding region runs from base 75 to 404 and encodes 109 amino acids. Gene Ontology annotation, biological process: signal transduction.
CCUGGGCUCCCAGGCUGCUCAGUCCAGCUCCUCAGCGCUCACGGUUUGCUCAGCUGAUCGCUCAGCCAGGAACCAUGAAGCUGGCCCUGUCUCUGCUGCUGGUCACGCUGGCGCUUUGCUGCUCUGACGGUGAGUGUCACGUCCACUCAGACACCAUCAGCCGGGAAGGGCCCUUCUCCGGUCCAGCAAAUGCCAAAACCUGUCCAGCCCUUCAAAACGAAGCGAGAGCCUUCCUGUUGGACAUUAAACCGCUCUUUCAUUCCAUCCUCAAGACUUUUCCGGCACCUGAACCUGCCUACCAUUCCACGAUGGCUGUGAAGUAUUGCGUAGAUCGGAUGUCCUUUAGCAACAGACACAAAAUUUACGACGUUGUGGAGGCUAUAGUGGACAAGUGCAACGAAUAGAUUCCACAAACCCCACCUACGAGGGCCCCUGCUUUCACGGAUGCCCUGACCUUCCCUGGAAAAUGUAGAGGUUUCAACGUCUUGCUUCAAUAAAUCACUUGCCCUGCA